Molecule: messenger RNA, 4623 nt
Organism: Odocoileus virginianus texanus
Lineage: Eukaryota; Metazoa; Chordata; Mammalia; Artiodactyla; Cervidae
Source: RefSeq, a predicted model, not a curated record
ACCUUGAGAACCCCAUGAACAGUAUGAAAAGGCAAAAAAAUAGGACACUGAAAGAAAGUAUCUCAAUAAGCUGAAUAUUAACCGAGUGCAGGAAAAGCCCAAAUCUCUACAGAUACCAUUGCUUUACUUUCUGAAAAGCUUUUAAACAUUUUCACAACCAGUUUGCAUCUUCAUGGAAGCCCACCCAAUGCUUUUCGUAAAGACAUUGCAUACCACUGGCAUUCUUGAGUUUCUUUCAUCAGGACUGCUGACUUUAUACUGAGAAGGGAGAAAAAGACCGAAACAGCAGACGUCAAGCCCUGAGAGCUCAUUAAUAAACUUGGGAGGUAAAAUGGAGCCACACUCAACUGCAGUGGAAUUCAAACUGCCUGUGUGGAAGCAAGCCGUGCAAUUCUCCAGACAAAGGCCAGCCCAGUGGUAGCUCUGAAUUCCAUUCCUGAACUAUUGGGUUUUUAAUAAAGUUGGAAAGGUAGGGAAAACACAAACGCCUGGGAGGAUCUUAAGUCUUUCUGGCUUUGGAAAGCUGGCUUCUCAGAGGUUAGUACCUGCCAGAAAAGUCUCCUCCCAACAUCCUAAGAUUAUGGGAUUAAAUUGAUAGGAGAGCAUCAGUUCUGAUUCAUGACAUGUGGCUGGGAGAGAAUUAGUCAGUUCAUACAUUUCCUGGGUUUCUUUGGAUAGUCAACAAUGAUGGUAUUUGUUGACCUGAAAUUCUUGCCUCCAUCAGUGGAUCUUGGAUCCACUGGGGGAUGUAGAGGUCAGGGUGUUCUAUUCACUAAGUGUUUGAGAUCAGAGAGAGUGACCAGCCACCCAUCUACCUGGACCCCCACAGAGCCAGCCCUGGGUUGGAAAGAUCCCUGGGAGGCCCAGUAAUAACAUAUUUCCUAGUUGCAUUAUGUUUUCCCAGAGCAUAUUCAGGUAUUCUUUCGUCAACGCCUUGCCCAAUUCUCUGGGAAAAUAGGGUGAUUGUUAUUAGCCCUCUUUCUCACAGAGGAGAGAGAAGGUUCUGGGAGGUAGAGUGAUGACAGAGGAGGAAAUGGGCCUCUAGUCUUGACGUUCUGACCCGUCUGGGAAUUUUGUGGAUAAAAGAUGCCCUAACACACACUCCCUGAAUUCAGGGGGCAGCCCGAGUGUGCACCCAGGCAGAGAAAGCUCAGGAAUUCAUCUCAGAGUUCAAGCUUUCCAUAGCUUUUUGUUUCGUCUCCUUGUCCAUCCCUUCAGCUCCAGGGCCCUCCCCCCCGUCCCCACACCUGCUCUCAACCCCCGAGAAAACUGUGCUCUGGUUUUUUGUUUGCUUUUGCAACAUAAAGAAUCAUAUGCUAUAUUCUGUAAAGUGGGGGCAUGAGUUCUGGAGUCAGACUUCAUUCUAAAUCCUGAUGCUGCCGCCUACUAGCUCUGUGACUUUGGCCAAAUUGUUUAGCUUGUCUAAAUGUUAGUCACCUCGUCUCUACAGUGGGACUGGGACCUAAGAGGGUUCUCAUGAAGGUGAAGUGAGAUAGUGCACGUAAGGUUUCUGGUAUGAAGGAGGCACUUGGGAAACGUUAGCAGCUUGCCAAAGGGCUUCUUGUCUGGUGGGAUGUGGCUAAUGACCGUAGGUUCCCACAUGGAGAGGGGUGCUCCAAGGGCACCGCCCACCCUGACAAUUUCCACAUUCAUCGCCCCUGCAGAAGUGACUGCAGGGAUGAGGGGCUUGCCCACUCCUGGAGGGAGUAUUUGGCAGGGAGAGAUUUAUGGAGGGCUGUUGCAAACUGGAACCGUGGACCCGUUAUUUCUGCCUCUUCCCCGCACCUUUUCCCUUGGGGUUCCCUGGGCUGUAGAAUGAUGGAGAUAGAUGGGACCUCAGAGGCCAUUUGAUUUGACCUUGACCGCCUCUCACCUAUUUCACGUAUUCAGUCAGAUGGUCUCCAGCGGUCGGCAGGCAUUGGGAACAGCCAGAGCCAGGGUCAGGUUCUGGAAAGAUCCAUAGCGGGACUCUGCGCCGAUGCGGCAGGGGCUCCCAGACGAUUGUCAGAUGGAGGCUGAGCUCAGGUCUCACACUGCUCCCUAAUGCCAGAUCCAGUCCUAGCCCCCUGUGCUCCCAGCCACACCCCUCCAACCAUCACAGGGCUGAACACUUCCUCAAAAAAAGUCCACAUUCUGAGCGCCUCACUUUUCUUUGCUCUGGGGUCUUUUGCUUCCCCAAUACUAACCUUGAGGGGUGACCUGAAUUCCCACGCCCCGGUCCCUCUUCAGCUGGGGUGAAACAGCACACCCGCCCCUGUGACUGUCCUCACUCGCGGACUCGGAUCCGACUGCCCAGGGAGAGGCUUCAGAGGUUUCCUGAACUCAAGCUCCCCGUUCCUUGCUUUUACUUACCACGCACAGAUAGAUUCUACUUGGUUUCAGAUACCGUCCGAGUUUCUUUUUGAAAAAAGAGGCUGCACAUGGGGUUACAUAAGAGUCUCUCUGAUUUUUUUUUUUUAAUGCGCUUCCUCUUUCAGGACUGUUUGAGGCUACUUUUGCAUAUAUGCACACCAGCCAACACUAACAGCUCCUGUGAAUUCAGAAUAGCCUGAAACGCCACCCCUUAUAAACCUCAACCAGGCAUUUUAUCCACGUCACUGAACUGCGUAUUUUAAGAACCUGUUUUACUUAAGACAUGGUGGUGUGAAAUGAAAACAAAGCAGAAACCCGAGGGCUAAUGGGACCUUCCCCUGGUGGUGGGAAGUGGGACUUGGGUAUUGGAGGUCGCAGGUGCGGAGGUGAGGGUGGGGGGACUUGAUCCCAAGCCCCCAGAUCCUUGAAGUAGUUUGGGUUUCCAUGUGUCUUUUCAGCAAAAUGAUGCUUCAACACCCAGGCCAGGUCUCUGCCUCGGAAGUCAGUGCCUCUGCCAUCGUCCCCUGCCUGUCCCCUCCUGGGUCACUGGUGUUUGAGGAUUUUGCUAAUCUGACACCCUUUGUCAAGGAAGAGCUGAGGUUCGCCAUCCAGAACAAGCACCUCUGCCACCGGAUGUCCUCGGCGCUGGACUCGGUCACCGUCAGCGGCAGGCCCCUCGAGAUGUCAGUCACCAAAGCCGAGGUAGCGCCUGAAGAAGAUGAAAGGAAAAAGAGGCGACGGGAAAGAAAUAAGAUUGCAGCUGCCAAGUGCCGAAACAAGAAGAAGGAAAAGACAGAGUGCCUUCAGAAAGAGUCGGAGAAGCUGGAGAGUGUGAAUGCUGAGCUGAAGGCGCAAAUUGAGGAGCUCAAAAACGAGAAGCAGCAUUUGAUAUACAUGCUCAACCUGCACCGGCCCACGUGUAUUGUCCGGGCUCAGAAUGGGCGGACUCCAGAAGAUGAGAGGAACCUUUUUAUCCAACAGAUAAAGGAGGGAACAUUGCAGAGCUAAGCAGCCGUGGUAUGGAGCAACUGGGGAGUCCUCAUCAAAUCCUCCUUUUACAUCCGAAACCCUGAAGCCAUUGGAGAUCUGACUUCCUAUGCACCUCUUGAAUCCCAGCAGCUAAGAACCAUCAAGGUGGGAGUGCCCUCCAUGACUCAGCCGGGCCUUUCCACUCCACUCCAGGGUGGACUUUGGACCGGGGCAAGGGCAUCUUUUGCCUCCACUCCAGGAUUUAAGCCUUAACAUCCCGGCCAUCCUUGGAUUCUCCAGAUGACCCCCAGUUAGGGUCCUGCCUCCCUCGCGUCUGGAUUCUGCAAAAUUCAGGACUCCCACCAUUAGGAUCCAUGCAGAAGAAGUGUCUGUAACCUUGGGUGGGUGGGGUGGGGCCACCUCCUCCGCUGCUGCCGCCACUGUCACUUGUAGGGGACAUGGAGUGAGAAUGGCAUCUCGUGAAGUUGUGCAAUGGCCAGGGUUGUGCUUUCUAGCAAAUACGCUGUUCUGUACAGGAGUUGCUGUGUGCAAGGCGUUCGUUUCAAAACUAGGCGUGUGCUCUACUGACGUUUGUGCUGCACGACACCGCUGUGACUUUUUCGUGACUUAGCUCAGACCUGGUUUCUGAGAGUUUGGGGGGCUGUCGCCACGUGCAGUGUCUUGCUAAGUGUUCAGGUGGCCAGAAGGGCUCGCCAGCCCUGGGAGGAGAGAAUUGGGCCGGGCAGCACUGAGUACAGUUUUGUGCCAAUAGAAAAGACCUUUUCCGCUUGGCUCUCAGGCAUUAAUGCAGGCCCUCUAUUGCAAACUCAGUUAUAAAGUCACAGGAAGAAAGCAGAAACAAGAGUCCAGCUUCCAAAGGCUUAGGAGUCUCUGCUCGGUGACUUAGGUCAGGAAUUUUUUUCUAGGCUGAAAGAGCCAAAGAAUAUUCCACUUUUCCUGUUCUUGCGAUUGAGAACCACAUUCAGUGGACACUCAUUUGAAGCCAGGUGAUGCCUAGGCUUUAGCAUUAUUAGAUGUUAAUGGCAUCGUUUCUGUCAUGCAGAUGUUUGUAGAAAUCUGGCCCAGAGCAUUUACAGCUGUGAGAAAGUCUACUCACACUGGCCAGGAGGUCUCUGGCUACUAUCUGUUUAAAUUCUGACGUUUCUGUGAAAUCCUCAGAGUGUUUAAUCCUACUCAGUAGUAUCAUUACAAUUUUCUGUAAGAGAAAAUAUUACUUAUUUAUCCUAGUAUUCUUAACUUGUCAAUAUAAUAAAUAUUGGAACCAAGACAUGGUGAACUAAA